Messenger RNA from Leptomonas pyrrhocoris, 2445 nucleotides. RefSeq names its product putative phosphoprotein phosphatase. The record is from RefSeq and is a predicted model, not a curated record. Bases 532 to 2445 code for a protein of 637 amino acids. Gene Ontology annotation, cellular component: nucleus; cytoplasm. The transcript has a single exon. Gene Ontology annotation, molecular function: DNA binding; protein serine/threonine phosphatase activity. Lineage: Eukaryota; Euglenozoa; Kinetoplastea; Trypanosomatida; Trypanosomatidae.
AGUAGGUUAGAUUUCAUUAUAUUUGGGGUUUUCACGUAUCUCUUUCGUUCUCUUGCACCGUACCUUUGCGCGACUGCGUGGGAGAGAAGAAGAAGGGGAAGGAGCCAAGGCAACACGAUUGUCCGUCCAUUAACGAAACAUACAAACCGAAAAAACCGGCACACACACACACAAGAAGAGACGCACGUGAUAAAUCGCGUUUGUUUUCCUUCUCAUCAUCCAGAUCAACAGCUGCAGUUUCUCUUUUUUCUUCGUAUUGUACACGAACAGAAAGGCGAAGAGCAAAGUAUAUAGUCCUAGUAGAUCGCCUUUAUUCUUCUUUGUCGUCUUUCCCCCGCUUUUACAGCUAUUUAUUUGUCGUGCUGUUGUAUCUCUGCUGCCUCCGAUAGCCAUCAGAGCUGUGCUGUGUGUUGCGUCUUCAGCCGUGGUACGCUACGCGGACGAAGUCUACUGUGACCAUUUGAAGGUGACUUUCUCUCUCUUAAAAAAAAAAAAUUGUUUGUUUGCUUUGUCGUUGAGUCACCAUACGCAAUGGAUCCGCCGCACGUCCCCCCGUCACCGCAGCAGGCGCCGAUAGAGGCACCCGGCACCCACCACCCCGCCGUCUCCAUGCGCACCGAGUCCACCAUCUCGCUGGAGCUCAUCCAAUCCGUCACCAUCAACCGUGAGAAGCUCUCGGAGUGGCACCACAAGAUUCGCGCAAAGCUGUUUCCGAUGGUGUCGGGCUUUUUCGUGCGCUGCCGCGUCGAGGACUCCGUCGACGGCCGUGCGCUGUACAAGGUUGGCCGCAUCAAGACGCUCAAGCCGGACUGGUCCGUUGAGCUGGACCUCCUCACGAUGGACGAAAUUCGCGCCGGCCGCAACAACACGAACUACGACUGCAUCAGCAAUGCCAAACUGUCGGCGACGGAGUGCAACACGUGGCUGACGCGCGUGUCGCCGGAGUUGCUGUCGGAGAUCACCUCGACGAUCUACCGCAUGGAGGAGCGCAUGCACAUGAUGGAGGCCGUCAUCCUAGCCGAGCCGGCCUUCCACAGCCGCCGCCGCGAGGAUCGCCGGCGCGAGGAGCAGACGAGCUCGGCGGGUCCACCGGUGCCGGAGAAGUACGUCUUCUCGCAAAACGUGCUGCUGUGCGAGGACGACUACGUCAGCCUGCCGCAGACGGUGACGAUUGUGGACUUGUUCCAGAACGCCAUCGGGCCGAAGGGCGUGGCGGAGCCCGAUACGCCGCGGGCCGGCGUCGCGCCGAACACCCGCUCCCGCGUCGGCGACGAGUCGGUGGCGAGCCACAGCACGAUGAUGCAACUGCAGGACAUGCGCAACUACAUGAACUCGCCCACGCAGCCGCCGGUGGACCCUACCCGCCUCAUCGACAUGAUCCGCCGAGCCGCCAACCCCUCGCACAACAGCUUCACCUACGACAACUUGCCGGACUUCUGCAAGCUGGUCAUCUCGGUCUGUAGUAUGUGCCGCGAGGUGGUGGCGAAGGAGCCGCUCUUUGUGCACCUGAAAACGCCGGUCACCGUCUUUGGCGACAUCCACGGCAACUUCGCCGAUAUGGGAUACUUCCUGGAGAAGGUCAUCGCCUUCGAUGACGUGAUGCUCAAGUACACGAUGCAGAACCUCCUCUUUCUCGGCGACUACGUUGACCGCGGCGCCUUCUCACUGGAGUGCGUCAUGUACCUCUUCGCCCUGAAGGUGAUCAACCCAACCAAGGUGACGCUGCUGCGCGGCAACCACGAGUCGCCGGAGGUAAACGGCGACAUGGACGUGUACGGCUACAGCUCCUUCAAGUACCAAUGCCUCGACAAGUUCGGCCGCGACCGCGGGAUGGACGUGUGGGUGGCGGUGAACGAAGUCUUCCAGUACCUCCCGGUGAUCGCCGACAUCGACAAGAAGAUCUUCUGCGUCCACGGCGGCCUGCCGCAGUACUCGGGGGGCGAGGACAAGCGCCUGGAGAUUUUGUCCGACCCGAACUUCCCGCGCAUCCCCGUCGUGCAGUGCGCCGACCCGACCAACGUGGCGCAGCGCAUGAUGGUGAACGACCUUCUCUGGUCGGACCCCGCGCCGCCGGACCAGCAGCUGGACCGCUACGGCUUCGGCCCGAACCCGCGUGGACCGGACAUUAAGACGUUCGGCUCGCGCGCCGUGGACAUGUUCUGUGAGCGCUACAACUACCAGUACAUCUUCCGCGCCCAUCAGGAAAAGGCGGAUGGCCUGCGGCUGUCCGACAACGCGCGUGUGGUGACCAUCUUCUCCACCUCCGACUACGCCGGCCACCAGAACGGUGCGGGCUGCAUCUUCGUAGCGAACGGAAAGAUGCGCAUGGCGAUCAAGAAGCCGCAGCGACAGGAGGUGCAGCGAGAUACGAAGGGACCUGUCUCGCCGCGGACGCUGGCGAAGAACGCGCCGGGCUUUGUGGUGCGCAUGAAGAAGCCACAAUAG